AUGAGCAGCCCAACACCUUGCUACCGUGGGGUUCUCGAGUUGAAUUUUGAGGACUUGACAGAAGUAACGGGCGAUGGGCGCAAGUCGCCAAGUUUUGUUGUUCCUUUAAACUUGAUUUCUCGCCUGUCACCUAGUCUAGGUGAUUUGGUAAAAAGAGAUCGAGACUCCAAGGACAAUGUCUUAGCAGUAGAGGCUGUGGAUGCUGAUACUUUUUGGCAUUUCUUUCAGUUCGUGUUCUCUGGCACGUAUGAUUGCCUGGAGCCCAUCGAAAGGGAUGGACCUGAGGUUGUGAGUGAUCCUUCCAGCCACAGUCUCCUGAGUACACCAAAGAAAAGCAACGGCACCAGCGGCGGUGGGAUUUUUGGGGGCGCUAUCGCUAGCACUGGCGGUGGUGGGAUGUUUGGGACGCCGUGGAGUCCUCUCGCUAGUACCGGCGGCGGUGGAAUUUUUGGGGGGGCUAUCGCUGCCACUGGCGGCGGAUUGUUCGGGACCUGUAGGGUUGACGGCGCAGCCAGCAAUAGUCUGUCCAAAAUCAGGAGCACAGAUAUGAUGAACGGUUCUUGCUUAUCCGGGGGAUCUGGCUCGCCAUUUGAUUCAGGGCAGAGUUUACCGAAAUCAAAACAGCCCUACUCACUUGUUUCCAAUACGACUGCGUUGACUAUCUACUCAGGUUCGCAGGUAUCAUCCAAGCGCAAGCGUGAUACCCCAAGUGAUGGCGAAAACCUAGCAAAGCACUCUGAGACUCAACAACACUGCAUUUCCCUAUUUUUGAAGAAAUACAGGAUCGAUGAGCACAACUUUCAGGCUGAUAGUACUGAUGGUACGGCGACGACGCGUACCAUUGUCAAUGUAUUCCUAAGCCAUUGUCGAAUGUGGCACUUUGCUUGCAAUUACGCCAUACCUACGCUUAUGGACUACGCAUUAUCACAGUUAGCCCUUGAGCUCGCACACUUUGUUAUCCGUGCAACGCUGUUUGUCCCUGUUUUCAAGAGGCUUGUCCAGUUUGUAUACAAAGAGUGUGACACACGGGAUAGUAGCUUGCGGUUGCUCAUUGCCGGAUUUGCUGCUUGUGUGAUCGAAGAUGUUUCAAGACUGGAAGGUUGGAGAGGUUUACUCACUGAUGUACCUGCUUUCAGGGCAGACCUGGCAGAUGAACUGUUGCAUGCGAUGGAGACGCCGUAA
Molecule: messenger RNA, 1182 nt
Organism: Pochonia chlamydosporia 170
Lineage: Eukaryota; Fungi; Ascomycota; Sordariomycetes; Hypocreales; Clavicipitaceae
Product: nucleoporin FG repeat region domain-containing protein
Exons: 2
Coding region: 1-1182 (393 amino acids)
Source: RefSeq, a predicted model, not a curated record